AUGGUCGACCGACUGUUUCCAGGCUAUCUGCAUCCCAUAAACGAAGCAACUACAUCUUCAAUAAACGUCGAAAAUGCAGAUAAUACAAAGGGCAGAAAGAUUGCAUCGGUACCUCCUCCUGCGACCAAUAAGCCUACCGAUGAACAGUUCUACGUAACCGAUACAUUGACUGGUACCUUGAAGCCCAACCCUGCGUUUUUGAAGGACCAUUUCUUUCGCGAGGGGCGCUUAUCCGAGGCGCAAGCAUUGUUCAUCCUCGAACAAGCGAACAUAGUUUUGAGCCGGGAACCUAAUUUAGUACAGGUGAAGAGUCCUGUAACUAUCUGUGGGGACAUUCAUGGCCAAUAUUACGAUCUUAUGAAACUCUUUGAAGUCGGGGGAUCUUUAAAUGACAAUUGUUAUCUAUUUCUUGGAGACUAUGUAGAUAGAGGGUGUUUUGGGAUAGAGUGCUUACUUUAUCUAUACUCUCUGAAACUGGUAUAUCCAACCAAAUUUACUUUACUCCGUGGGAACCAUGAAUGUCGCCAUCUCACUGAGUAUUUCACGUUCAAGCGCGAAUGUCUCCACAAGUACUCGGUCCGUGUCUACGAGGAGUGUAUCAACUCCUUCUGCGCCCUCCCAGUCGCUGCCGUUGUCGACAACAAGUUCUUCUGUGUUCACGGCGGGCUUUCACCUGAGCUUCGUGCCCUGGAAGACAUCGCCAAGAUGAGUCGAUUUCAGGAACCUGGCUCGCACGGUCUACUUUGUGAUCUCUUGUGGUCAGAUCCAGUGGGUAAUUAUGGCCAUGAAGAAGAACCGUCCCAACAUGCACCGCUACCUCCCGGAACGACCUUUCUGCCCAACCAAACUAGAGGAUGCUCCUAUUAUUUUACAUAUGAAGCUGUCUGCCAAUUCCUCGAUCGCAAUCAUCUUUUAGGUGUCAUUCGUGGACAUGAAGCCCAAGACGCUGGGUACACAAUGCAUCGGAAAACUCCUACCAAGAAGUUUCCUUCAGUGAUAACAAUAUUUUCAGCGCCAAAUUACCUCGAUGUUUAUCACAAUCGAGGAGCGGUCAUAAAGUAUGCAAAUAAGAACAUUACGAUACGGCAAUAUAACUAUAGUCAACAUCCGUACUGGCUUCCCAAUUUCAUGGAUGCUUUCACGUGGAGUCUACCGUUUGUGGGGGCAAAAAUCACGGAGAUGUUGUUAGCCAUUUUGAGUAUCUGCAGUGAAGAGGAGUUGACUGAAGAUGGAGAAUCAUCAGAUGAAGACGAUACACGCACGUUAGCUGGAGCGGCGAUGUCUCCUACAGAAUACCAGGCUCGCAAGCAACAAAUCAAAAACAAGAUCAUGGCGGUCGGAAGGAUGCAGAGGGUUUUCCAGCUCUUGAGAGAAGAAUCGGAAUCAGCUUCUGAGUUACUACCUGCGGACGACCCGUCGGGUAUUGCUACCGUAGGUGGACGUAUAGGUCCCGACGCUUUGAGUGUGCAGGGCACCAGGAUCAUAAGAGAUAUCCACAACUUCGAUGAAGCGCGGCGGGUAGAUUUGAUGAAUGAGCGGCUACCUGAUUUCAGACUACCGGAUAAUGGAUCUCCACAUGUAGUAUUCCCCCCACCGAGUAUGCGGACCCUGUCCAGUCGGUUGGGAGGUGACGGCCAUGACGGAUUGACAAUGGAGGACCUCAUCAAGAAGACUUUGGAGGAGGAGGGCGAUGAUGGCCUUGUUGAAAGACUUGCAGACAGGAUUGCGAGAGGGAGAAGGGUGACAGGAAGACCAAUGGCCUUGAAACGAUUUGAAACGACUUGA
Messenger RNA from Marasmius oreades (fairy-ring Marasmius), 1785 nucleotides. RefSeq lists its product as uncharacterized. Gene Ontology annotation, molecular function: calmodulin binding; calmodulin-dependent protein phosphatase activity. The transcript is spliced from 11 exons. Bases 1 to 1785 code for a protein of 594 amino acids. Lineage: Eukaryota; Fungi; Basidiomycota; Agaricomycetes; Agaricales; Marasmiaceae. The record is from RefSeq and is a predicted model, not a curated record. Gene Ontology annotation, biological process: fungal-type cell wall organization; calcineurin-mediated signaling. Gene Ontology annotation, cellular component: calcineurin complex; cytoplasm.